Messenger RNA from Racocetra persica, 622 nucleotides. The record is from the annotation of a GenBank genome assembly. Lineage: Eukaryota; Fungi; Glomeromycota; Glomeromycetes; Diversisporales; Gigasporaceae.
AUGUGAAAUAAAAUCUUUCCCAGAUUAUGAAAUAUAUUGUGCUUCUUGUAUUCCACGAGAUAAGGAAACCAUUGUCUUUAUCAUCGGUAAUAUGAAAAAAAAGAUCGUAACAAGGAGAGAUAUAAUCAAAAACCAAACAAAUUCCCUCUUCGCAUUACUACUAAAUGAUAGUAAUAUCAAACAAGAUGACGACCAUGUCUUUGAGGUUCCACUUAAUCUGAAGUUUCUGAAUGAAAUUGAACGUGCACUUCAAGGCCGUGAAGUGAUUACUGAAUAUGAAAACGAAGAUCUUAAAAAUGAGUUGUAUUUCUUUACCGGUAGAGAAAAUAUCGAACUACUUUUUGAAUCAGAAGAUUUAUGUUCGUGUGGUAACAGGAGAUACAAAAAGAAUUCGAAAUGUAAAGAGUGCUAUAAAAACUUAUUAAAGGAACUUGCGCCACUGUAUUGUAGUCAUAAACAGAUAUUAUGCAGCAUGUGUAAAUCUGGUAAAAGAUAUUGGGAUCUCAAGAAAAGGAUUUAUCUUGAUAAAUGCAAAGUGUGUAAUGAUUUCAUAGAGAUGAAUAAUUCUAAUCUAAAUUUGGAGAUCAUUUGUAAAGAUUGUAGUAAUAAAUGGGGACAGAUA